AUACCUUCUGUCAUCGGGAGCCGAGCCUUUGUGCCUGUCACAAAUGUCUAACAGACAGUGAUCCUUGGUUUAACUACAUCAUCAGUGAAGCUCCUAAACCCUUUAUGUCACAGAAACAUAAACCCUCAGAGGAAGAUUUCAACUGGUGGAAGAACUUACAGGGGGCAAGACAUCAAAACUUGACUUUCUACAAUAAAACUCUAGAAAGGCUAUUUCAGACAAUAACACCAAUUGCAGAUGUUGGAGAACCUCACCCUGAUCACUGCAGGAGUUGUGCUGUGGUGGGGAAUUCUGGAAAUUUGAGAGGAUCACAUUAUGGACCUCUAAUUGAUUUCCAUAAUAUCGUAAUAAGAAUCAAUCGGGGGCAUACCAAAGGUUAUGAAACAGAUGUUGGAACCAAAACAACUCAUCGUGUCAUGUAUCCAGAGAGUGCUACUAGAUUGGACAACACCACUCAUCUUUUGUUUUUUCCCUUCAAAACACAUGACUUUUUGUGGCUUCUGAAGGCCUUAAAUCCAGGGGAGAAUGAUGCACCAAACUUAAAGAAGAUAGCUAACAAGGAUUUGAUGAUGAUCCUCCAUCCGGCUUUCAUGAAGUAUGUUCAUCAAGUCUGGCUGGGAAGGAAAGGAUAUUAUCCGUCCACUGGCUUUCUUGCUGUGGUUCUCAGCCUACUGAUGUGUGAUGAGGUCAGUGUCUUUGGAUUUGGAGCAGACAGCGAGGGAAACUGGAGCCAUUACUUUGAAAUCCUCAGAAACAAAAAAUUAAAAACAGGAGUCCGAACUGCUUAG
This is a messenger RNA of Oreochromis niloticus (Nile tilapia), 788 nucleotides long. RefSeq names its product CMP-N-acetylneuraminate-beta-galactosamide-alpha-2,3-sialyltransferase 1-like. NCBI's taxonomy places the organism in Eukaryota, Metazoa, Chordata, Actinopteri, Cichliformes, Cichlidae. Gene Ontology annotation, molecular function: beta-galactoside (CMP) alpha-2,3-sialyltransferase activity. Bases 105 to 788 code for a protein of 227 amino acids. Gene Ontology annotation, cellular component: membrane. The record is from RefSeq and is a predicted model, not a curated record. Gene Ontology annotation, biological process: sialylation. The transcript has 7 exons.